Heterobilharzia americana is the source of this 921-nucleotide messenger RNA. The record is from the annotation of a GenBank genome assembly. NCBI's taxonomy places the organism in Eukaryota, Metazoa, Platyhelminthes, Trematoda, Strigeidida, Schistosomatidae.
AUGCAAGAACAAACUAGUCAAAAUAUUGUGGAUCAUAAUUAUUUAGAGACUAAUGAAAGCAAUGAAAAAGUUCUUUUAACAAACAAAGAAAACAAUGUGAAAAUAUAUUCAAAGAGAGGUAGAAAAUCAACAGUUCCACCGGAAAUUAGAGAACAAACAAGACGUAUAAAAAAACAAAAUAUUGAACGAAGUCGUCGCGCUUGUAUUGCCACUAAAAUGACUGAAUUACAUAGACUUGCAAUGAGCUUAAUUGGAUUAGAUGUAUCUGAUCAACGAAAAACUGAAAAAGUGGACAUUUUAGGCAUAUGUUAUGAAGUCUUUGAAAAUGUUUCAAUUCUUCUGAAUGAAAGACCAGAAUUAAAAGAAAAACUUAAACAAAUGUGUCAUGCAAUUGGAAAUAAAUCAUUUAUUAAACGUCAGGAAUUGAUUGAUAAUCAUAAUAAUGAUUGUAUUACCAGUAAGUUAGAUCACUUAGAUACCUAUUCAAAUAAAAGUCAAUUAUCAAUUAUAUGUGAAAAAGAAAAUUAUGAUCCUUCAAGUGAAAAUUUUUUAAUCCCAUCUGAAUUAAGCGCAUUUACACCAAUUCAAAAGAUACAACAUCCUAAUAAAAAUCAUUUAGAAUAUCAUUCUACACCGAUUCAAUUACUUUUGCCUACAACAGAUAGUGGAUAUUUUGAAUUGUAUUCAUCUUCAUCUACAAUAGAUGAUAUGAAUGCUAUUAAUCUACAAACAAUAAAUAAAUAUGAUAUAUCUUAUGAAUGUCAAUCUCAAGAUAAUUAUGUUUAUUCACCACAAACAUUUCCUUAUUCUAAUUCUAUAAUUACAUCAUUGAAAUCAAAAGAGAAUAUUUCAUUAACUAAUCAAAUCUCAGUUAAUACUUCAAAUAAUAGUAAGGAUGUAUGGAGACCUUAUUUGGACUGA